AUGGAAAAUAGCACUUUAAAAGAUGUGAAGAUACUGCAUCCAACAUUCUUUUUUAAAUUGUCACCAUUACAAAUUGACCAAUUUGAACCAGAAGAAUGGGCUAAUGAAACUGUAAUAUCGUUAUUGGAAAAAACACAUUUAAGUUAUCCAGCUGCUAAACAGAUAUUUAAUAAAAUUGCUAGUGAUCGUCUAUCGAAAAAACAUAUAAAUGGAUAUUAUGAAUGGUCAUCUGAUGACUUGCGACAUCUUCCAUUGAUAUACACUCAACCAGCCACUUCAUUCUUGAAGUUUUGUAUUACUCCGCCAAGUAUUCAAUCAUUUAUUGCUGUUGAUUCUUAUAUGCUGACUAAUAGACAAGCUUUUUAUUUGAGUGGUUGUAGUAGUAUGUUGUCAUUUCCUUCAAAUGAUCCAAAACUUUUACUUGAUUUGAAAUAUAUGAUUAAAGCAGUUCCAGUUUCUAGUCUAUUAAAUAUUGAUGAUGGUAAUAUAAACUAUCCAGUUAUAUCUCACUUGGUAUCCCUAGUUGAUGAUCAUAACUUGCCAAUGGCUAUUUAUCUUUUGAAUAUAGCAAACCCAGUAAAACAAACCUGCUUCAUUAAAGAAAUGCUGAAGAAUAAACACAAUAUAAUGUUUGAUCAGUUAGCCCCUUUGGAUGUACCUGGUCCUAUAUUUGAUGUCCUCAAACAAUUAUACUCAAAUUAUACUGAUAGAAUAGACGAAUUACCAAAGCAUAUACUGAAUGUAAUAUUAGAAGACAAUGAAUUACUUGUAAAAUGGACUGGUAAUGAUUCAGCAGUAAUUAAAGGUCUUUACAAUGGAUAUACGUGUAAUUUCAUAAGAAGAUUAAAUAGUGUACAAUUCAUUAUAUUAAUAUCAGACUUUAAUGCAUACCUAAAACGAACAGGAAAAGUUUUUCCUAAAAACUUGCAAGUUUGUGUUGCCGAAGCAUUUAAUAAUUAUCUCAAGUUAAAAACAAAAUUAACAGCAGAUGGUACCAUCGAUUUAUUUUUAGAAGCAUGGGAAGUUGAAGCAGUGGGAGGAUUUGUCUUGACAACUCUUCCUGUUGAUGUCAUUCUAAAUUCAAAUUUGAAGGAUAAUAUAUUGUAUUCCAUUGGACAAUUAAGUUUACCUGAACUAAUGAUUGCAUCUCAACCUCAAAAACUGUCAUUAAUGGUUGACCAAUAUAUCACUAAUACUCUAGGAAAUAGGUCUACCUUAAGUUUUGAGCAUUUACAUACACUCGGAAAUCUAAUCCAUUUUAUUCCUACAACCUAUUUGAGUGUAGUGGAUGAACAAGCAUUUAAAUUCAUGGUAGAAACUGGUUUAAUUGAUACCAGAAUGUGUGUUGAUUCAAUAGCAAAAGAAAAAUGGGCUGAUUUAUUAAUAAAAGCAUUUGGAAAUGUUGAAAAUUGGUCGAGUGAUACUUUAGUAACAUUGUCUGAUCUUCUUAUUGUAUUAAACAAGGAUCAAUUAAAUGCUAUACCAGAUAUGUCACGUUUAAACUCUUCCGAUAUUAUACUAACUAGGUACGCUGAUGAAAUUGAAUUUUUACCGAAUAAUAUUCCAUUUUAUAAGGGUUGCAUAUUAAUUUUGGGUGAUCAGUAUAAGGAUUUUACUAAUUCUUUAUCAACUCUAAUUAAUUUCUACUUAACUUCAAUGCAGAUUCAAUUACAAAUGAUCAGUCCAAUCAAUUAUAACCUAAACGGUCAAAGUGAAAAAGUUAUAAUGUCGUCAGAAGCCAAAGCAAAAAUGUACAAACCAAAUGUUUUAAUUUCAUUACCAAAGUCUGAUGAAUUAAAUAAAUUAUCAGCAAAAACCAGUAUGUUUAACAAAUUUUUUGGUGGUAAAGAGAAACAAGAUAUUAAUGAAUCAACAUUAAUCUUAGAAGUUAGAAAUUCUACUACUUCAAGUCCUAUAUCUUCAACAUUAAAUUCCUCAAAAUACAACCAAAGCUUAAAAAAUAUAGAAAAUGAUCAGUAUACUGAAAAACCAUUUGACCUGACAUUUAUACCAUUAAUUAGUACUACUAAUAAUUAUAGUAAAAUGUCAAAUAUUAGAAACAAUACUGAUUACCAAAAAAAAUUAACAAUAGAUGAUUCUAAAUUGAUUAUCAAUGCUCUUAAUUUACAACAUGUUGCAGAAAAUAGAAAAAAGUUUCAUGAUGAUUUUAAUACUGAAGCCUACAAUAUUACUUCAAACCAAUCUCUUUUAUCAGAAAUUGAUGAAAUAUCAACAAUGAGAAAUGGCAAAUCAUACAAAAAUUAUGGCCAACAAAAAAAAAGAUCUUUAAAACUAUUUUUUGAUACUGAAGUGCUAAUUAGUUGUGAAGCAUUGAAAAUGUUAGGACCGUCUUCAGUUACUUCCCUCCAGUUUGACUCUAUUGUCCACUCUAUGAGUGAUGAGGAAUUGGAGAACUGUAUUGAUUUGUUGGGUUCAUUUGACAUCAACCCUGAAUUAGCUAGACACAUUUGGUCUAGAACUAAAGAAAAGGCUGCUUUACACACAUAUGGUUCUGUUUUGUCGGGAUUAUCGGUAAAUGAUAUAAAGAUACUAGACUUGAACAUUGAUAGACCUUGGUCAUUGGAAUUGAUACAUUUACUUUCUAAAUAUGUAAAAACUGAUAAAAUUCUUGAGGAGAUAAAAAAACAAUUUUUAACAAAAUCAAAAGCAAUUAUGCCUUCGCAUUUAUGGGGAUCAUUUGGUUCAUUGAUAUGUAAAUUACCACCUCAUUAUUCCAAAUUAAUUAUGCCUAAUAAAGAAUUAUUCUGGAAAACAAGCUCAGCUUUCAAUACCAUAACAUCUUGUGAUAUGUCUUGUAUAAAUAAUUUAGCAUCAAUAGCAGUGUCUGUUAUUGGACAAUCAAAUUCUUGGAAAACUGCCGAAGUAGAGCGUAUGGGAAUUAUUCUCUCUGGAAUUAACAUCACUCAAUGGAAACUGUUAUUAAACUUUAAUCCAGAAGCAUUAGAAGGACUUUCUUCAAAUACUGUCAAAUGUCUCAAUGAACAACAAAUCAAGUUAAUGGAUGGAUCCCAUAUGAAAUAUUUAACACCCAAAUCUGCAAAUGCAUUACUAGAAAAUCAUUCUGCAUUCUUAGAUUUUCAAACAAAAGAUACACUAUUACAAUUAGUGAACUUCGAAAUUAAAGUGAAUAAUAGUAUUAAUGUUUUUGAAAGUACAAAUUAUUCCAAUGAAAUGCAAGCACAUUCUAAAGCUCCUGUAAUACAUGUGUUAUCUUUUUCGAUUUUAUUUGCUAUCAUUGUAGUAUUUUUCUUAAAUAAUACUAUUUAA
This is a messenger RNA of Macrosiphum euphorbiae (potato aphid), 3288 nucleotides long. Lineage: Eukaryota; Metazoa; Arthropoda; Insecta; Hemiptera; Aphididae. The record is from the annotation of a GenBank genome assembly.